AUGGGAGCACAGGACGGGAACUGCACCAGGCCACAGGUGAUAGACGUGGAGCUGAGGAAGAUCUCUGGAAGUCUGGGCAUUAGCAUUUCUAGCGGUGCUAACGCCAGCGAGCCAAACGGAGGAAUCUACAUCAAGAGCCUUGUUCCCGGAGGAGCGGCAGAGAGAGACGGACGCCUUCAUGUCGGGGACCGACUCGUGGAGGUGGAUGGAGUUGGGUUUCUGGGCUUCACGUACAGACAGGCCGUGGAGUGUCUGAGCAAAACUGGAGAGGUGGUGGUGAUGUCAGUGGAGCGUGAGUCCUUGAACCAGCCUCGAGUCUCUCUGAGUGUGGAGAGCUGCAGCAGUGGAUCCACCAACAGCCCGUCCACGCAGCCCAAGAACCAGCACCCUCCUCCUCCUCAGUCCUCCUCUGCGCCUCCUCGCAGAGAAUACAGCUUUAUCACGGACGAAAACACGCAGAUGGUGACUCUGACCAAGACCGACGUGGGACUGGGCUUCAGUUUCCUCAUGUGCGAGAUAGACCCGCCCCGGAAAGACUUCAACAGUCUAGUCCGGAUCAAAGAGGUGUUCCCAGGUCAGCCGGCCCAACAGAGCGGGCAGAUCCAGGAAGGGGACGUGCUCCUGUCAAUCAACGGACAGUCCCUGAAGGAGCUCACCUACCCGAAAGUGCUGAAGCUUUUCAAGAGUUCUCCGUCGGACGUUUGUAUGACGCUGUGCCGCCCGAGCCCUGGAGUCCUUCCAUCUAUCGAUCAGUUCACUGGAACCUGA
Knipowitschia caucasica is the source of this 768-nucleotide messenger RNA. NCBI's taxonomy places the organism in Eukaryota, Metazoa, Chordata, Actinopteri, Gobiiformes, Gobiidae. The record is from the annotation of a GenBank genome assembly.